This is a messenger RNA of Closterium sp. NIES-65, 2199 nucleotides long. Lineage: Eukaryota; Viridiplantae; Streptophyta; Zygnematophyceae; Desmidiales; Closteriaceae. The record is from the annotation of a GenBank genome assembly.
AUGUAUGCUGUAACUAUUAGUGAUGAGGGUGACUAUUACCGGUGUUUUCCGCCUGACCCGGGCAUUGAGGCUGCUGCUCUAGGUGCUGGUGAGCCUACUGCUCUAGGUGCCAAUGAGCCUGCAGCCCCAGGUGCUGACCGCACCACGCUUAUGCCGCUUAGUCGGCCAGUGGCAGUCUCCCUGGCAGACCCAUCUGGGGGUCCUGUCCUUCCCCACUUCUCCAUUGUUCUACCAUGUCCGGUGGCCCCUUCUGGCACCCUGUCGGGUCUUUACCUCCCCUCGUUCUCUACGAACUUGGUGAGUGGUGCUGACCUCCAGGAUGGAGGGGUUCACCAGUUCACUCCUGCGAGUCAGCGAGUGACCCACUGUACCUGUGCUCGGACGGGCCGUCACUUGACCACGUUAACCCGUCAGCCGGGGUCGAGCCUGUACACACUGACUACUGAGUCUCCUCCGGUCGCUGAGUCUGCUCAGGUAGCUGCGUCGGGUCAGGUGUUUGUUGCGGCGUCCAGGUCUGGUCCUGAGUCUGCCCCCUGCUCGUGUCGUCUCCUGUCUCACCAGACUCUCUCUGGCACCACCGCCUUGGUCACCCCUCCCUUCCUCGUCUUCGAGGCAUGGCCUCCCGUGUCCUUGUCUCUGGUCUCCCCCGGUCCCUCCCUCCCCUUCCUCCGGGGCCUGCCCCCACCUGCGUUCCCUGCGUCGAGGGCCGGCAGCGCGCUGCUCCUCACUCCUCCGAGUUUCCUCCGACAGAGGUUCCGCUGCAGACGCUUCACAUGGACGUGUGGGGCCCAGCCUGCAUCGGGGAGGGGUCACGAGCGUUACUUCCUGCUGGUGGUUGACGACUACUCGCGUUACACCCCAGUCUUCCCCUUGCGCAGCAAGGGUGAGGUCACUGAGAUCAACCUUCACCCCAGGGUCUCCAUGCCGGAGACCUCCCCAGCUUUGCUGUGGACGGGGAAGGUUGGCGAUGCGUCUGCGUUCCGUGUCUGGGGAUCUCGGGCGUUUGUCCGCGACUUGUCUGCGGACAAGCUGUCCCCUCGUGCUGUUCCCUGCGUCUUCCUUGGCUUCCCCCCUGACGCGCCGGGCUGGCAGUUCUACCACCCCACCUCGCGCCGUGUUCUGUCCUCCCAGGACGUCACGUUUGACGAGUUGGUUCCCUACUACCGUCUCUUCCCCUACCGCACUGCGUCCCUCCCCCCCCCGCCGCUCUUCCUUACGCCAGGUCCCCCUCCGGUAGACCCCCUCCCCCCUCAGGGUCCUACCCUCCAGGUGUGUCUCAGCGUGGGGGUGCUGACUCUGGGGGUGCUGCGCCUGGGGGUGCUGAGCCUGGGGGUGCUACGCCUGGGGGUGCUGCGUCUGGGGGUGCUGAGCCCUGGGGGUGCUGCGCCUGGGGGUGCGGAGUCUGAGGGUACUGGACCUGCUCGUGUGGCGUCUGGCGGUGCUGGGCCUGGAGGUUCUUCAGGUGCUUCGUCCCGGCGGGAGCUACUCUCUCCACAGAAGCUGCGUGAGUGGUUUGCCCGGCGCUGGAGGCGAGCUGUUGGAGCUGGAGGUGCUGCGGGUGCUGGAGGUUCUGCUGCUGCUGAGGGUGCUGGUGCCGCGGGUCCCGGAGGUGCUCGUACUGGGAGUACUGGAGCUGCUGGGCCUGCGGGUGCUUCUCGUACUGGAGCUGGUGGUGCUGCUGGCGUCGGUGCUACUGAGGGUGCUGGAGCUGGACCCGCUGCGUCUUCUGGUGGUCCGGCUGGAGCUGGAGCUUCUGGGGGUGUUGGCGCUGAGGGUGCCUCUAGUGCUGGUGCCUCUGAGGGAACUGGAGUUGGCGCUGCUGGAGCUGGGGGUGCUGCUGGCGCUGGUGCUGUCAUUCAGGGUGCUGGUGCUGUCCCUUCUGGUGCUCGUGGUGCUGAGCGGUCGCGGCCGUACUUCCUUCCGCUCCUUGAGCAGUCCUCUCUUCCUGUUCUUGCUGACCCGGAGUCGGACUCCCUUCGUGCUGCCAGUCCUACUCUCAAGCGUCUCCUUGCUACUGUCGUCACUGACCCUUCCUUUGAGUCCGCUGUUGCGUAUGCCUUAGUUUCUGAGCUUGUCGACUUCGCUGCUCGCUGUCGCCUAGACUACGUUGCUAGUCUUGUCGCUGAGUCUGAGUCUGUCUGUCCUCCGUCCGUCGGGGGUGAGUGUGCCCUUGGCACGGACGUCCUUGAGGACAGGUAG